Molecule: messenger RNA, 1035 nt
Organism: Sardina pilchardus (European sardine)
Lineage: Eukaryota; Metazoa; Chordata; Actinopteri; Clupeiformes; Clupeidae
Exons: 2
Coding region: 1-1035 (344 amino acids)
Source: RefSeq, a predicted model, not a curated record
AUGAGAGAGGAGAAGGAAAAGAAAGACGAAGAGGAGAAAUACUGGUCUAGGCACCCAGAGGAAUGGCGCAAGUACCAAGAAAAGUUGGCCAUCCAGAAAGAGCAGGAACGACAACUAGAGCUGGAGAAAAAGUUUGAAGAAGAGGCCAGGAGGCUUGAAGAAUCAAACAGAAGAGAUAAUGAAAAUGAGGAGAAAAUGAGGCCUGAACUUCAGAGAGCAAAAGAGAAACGGAAGGAGGCUGAAAUGCAGCGCCGACUAGAAUUAGAAAAACAGGAGGAAUUGGACAGACAAAGGGAGCUAGAAAUGGAAAGAGAGAGAGAACAGGAAAUUCAGAAACAGAGGGAAGAGGAAAUGGAAAGAGAGAGAGAACAGGAAAUGCAGAGACAGGGGGAAGAUGAAAUGGAGAGAAAGAGACAUGAGGAAGAAAUGCAGAGACAAAAACAAGAAGAACUGGAGAGUAAGACCAAGGAAGAGCAACAGGAGGACAAGGGAACAUUUUGCCAACAAACUGAUGAUGAGCAUAGUGAUGAGAGUGGUGAUGAGAACAGUGAGGAGAGCCAAUCACAGGAUGAGACAGAUGUUCCGGUCCCAGAUAAGAGUAUAAGAAGGAGGGUCCUGGGAUGGGUCAAUAAAAAGGUGAAAGAGAGGAAUGAGAGAAAAAUUGAGAGGACCAUCAAGAGAGAAGAGGAGGAAGGUGAAGAACCUUAUUUUCAACCUUUCGCAGGAUUCACGAGCCGGGCCAAAAGAGAGCAGGAGAAGCGCAAGAGCCUACUGGACACAGAGGCAAAAAGGCAAAAUAUGGAGUCGUACUGGCUUGAGUGGGAAAAAGACAAGAAAGAGAAAAAGAUGAAGAGGAAAGAGGACAGGAAAUAUGCCAAAAGCCAAGCCCAGUUGGCCCGCGUUCUCAAACGAAAUGAUAAAGCUGACAAGAUCCUUGAUGCAUAUAAUGGCACAACAAUAUACUCCAGGCAGAACAAACUGUUGAAGAAAGAGAUGAUUGGCUGGUUCAAGGACAAAAAAUCAAGCACACGUUAG